This is a messenger RNA of Rhodotorula graminis WP1, 861 nucleotides long. RefSeq lists its product as uncharacterized. NCBI's taxonomy places the organism in Eukaryota, Fungi, Basidiomycota, Microbotryomycetes, Sporidiobolales, Sporidiobolaceae. The transcript has 6 exons. The record is from RefSeq and is a predicted model, not a curated record. Bases 1 to 861 code for a protein of 286 amino acids.
AUGCGAGGCCUCGACUCGCAGCAAGCCGCACAAGCCGUCGCGGCAGCGUACGUCGCCGCCGGCCUGCGCGCGGACAGCAGCUCCGCAGCGAACGCACGCUUCGACAAGCAGCGCGACGAGUGGCUCGCGGACAUGAACUACUUCCUCGAGCCUGACUGGUGGCCCAUGUGGCCCGAAGCGCAGCAGGACAUGCUUCUCGACGACUUGGAGCGCGCGAGGGCCGCAUACGCCUCGAUCUCGGCGCUCGUCCUUCCUUGGGACGACGAAGCUCCUAAAAUCCGCUUCACCUCAGACACGCUCGGCGGCAUGCGCACGACCUUCUGUCGCCUUGCCUACCUCGUCCACAAGAUCGGCCAGUCGCCGCCUCCAGGCGAGCACCCGCAGCAGUGGCGCCUCGCGACCAACAAGUGGUUCGAGGCGGGCGUCACGACGCAGAUCUCGGCGUGGGAGUUCGACGACCAGGACAAGCGCAUGCGGGCGCAGGCUCUGCGCGAGUUUUCUGUCCCCGACAUGGACAAGCGCCACUUUCCGCGCCUGCAUCGCCUCAUCGAGGAUGCUCUAGAGAUGCGCGUCGCCCGGGACGAGCAGCGGCACGCCGUCCAACAACGCGAGCGUAAGCGCGUCAACGCCGACCUCGAGCACUUUCGGCGCGAGGCGCCGCACGCCAACCGCGACGACGAGCUGGCCGCGUUAUGGCGCUCCUUCGCUCGCAACCGCGGCAUGGAGAUCCCCGAGCACCCGCCGCACGGACCUGCGGCCGGAGCAGGCCCGGCGCACAGCCUCGCGCACCGCUCGUACCCGCGCGCCGAGCUGAGCGAGAGGCAGCAGGUCGUGUACGGGCGAGGCAGGGUGCGGUACUGA